AUAGAAGAAAUUUUUAAUUUUUCCAUCGUUUGCUGUGCAAAUGAAAGAAAUAGAAGAAAUUCUCUUCUUUUCUUUUGUUCUCUCCGCUUUCCUCAAAACAAACAAAGCGUAAAACAAAGACACACAGCUGGGAAACCUUAUUUCAGCCUGCUCUCCCUCCCACCACCGCCACAAUCCAACACCGGCGGUCAUGGCCGCUUCCUCCGCCGGUAAUUCUGCAACACCUUUUCAGUUCUCUUCAGAUUCAGCUCCGCCGAGACUCUCUCUCACUUCCGAUCAACUCAAUUAUUGCUCAGAAGCUCUCCAAUUUCUCAAACACAAGCUCCGUUCUCCUGAUAUUAUCACUCAAGAAUUUGCUCGUUUGCAGGCCAGCAGGCUAACGCCGUCUCAGGUGGCUAGAAGCUGCAAGGUGGCUCUUGAUGGUGUCAACACGAGCAAGAACCGCUAUCUGGAUGUGAUACCUUUUGACGAAAACAGGGUUGUUCUAAAUCCGUGCAAGGAUUAUAGAUCGUCUGCUAAGGGAUAUAUCAAUGCAAGCUUUAUCACGACUUCUUCAUCAGAAAACAUUUCUCGGUUUAUAGCUACACAAGGUCCACUACCACAUACCUACGAGGAUUUCUGGGAGAUGGUAAUCCAAUGCCAUUGUCCUGUCAUUGUCAUGCUUACUCGGUUAGUUGACAAUUACAAGAUUGUAAAAUGUGGAGAUUACUUUCAAGCAGAAGAUGGUCCUAGACAUGUUGGAAAUAUAUGUAUCGAAACUAAAUGGAUGACAACCACUGACACUUCUAUAAUUUUGCGCAGCUUGGAAGUGGGUAAUGAUUCAGAGGAGCCACCCAUGUCUGUCUUGCACAUUCAGUACCCUGAAUGGCCUGAUCAUGGGGUUCCCAAGGACACACUUGCAGUGCGUGAAAUAUUCAAAAGAAUACACCAAAUGCCACCUAAUCUUGGACCAAUUGUGGUCCACUGCAGUGCAGGUAUUGGUAGAACUGGAACAUACUGUGCUAUUCAUAAUACAAUCCAGAGAAUCCUUGUUGGAGACAUGUCUGCUUUAGAUCUCGCCAAUACCGUAGCCAUAUUUAGGUCUCAGCGUGUUGGGAUGGUCCAAACUAUGGAUCAAUAUUUUUUCUGCUAUAAAGCUAUCAUCGAUGAAUUAGAAGACCUUAUCUCAGGACCAGUUGAAGGAGCUUAGAAAUGGCAGGGUAGAUUUGAGAAAACAGUCAAAGUCCUUGGCAGUUGAGAUGAUUCAGCUUUUUUUUUCUUACAAGAUUAUGCUUCAUAUGUUGUGGGUUGCUUGUUUAGUGAAUGGCGUCAGUGUGAAUUCAGUUGAUGCUUCUCAUCUCUUUUCUGGUUGCAUGUGGUAGAAAAAUACACUGGAUUAAAUGAGAAAGAUUCAGCUGCUUGCUUGUUCUCAGAAACAGGAGAAAAGCAAAAUAAGGUGGUACUUUGAUGUAUCUGUUGCACUCCUACAGCUGGCAAAUGCAAUUUUAUCAUUCUUGUGAAACUAAGAAUACUCGCAUUUCUUUGAAUAACCAAUUCUGUAUUCACGAUCAUUGGAUUCGAUCAUUUCUAAUGGACAUUGCUGGGAAGAUGCUCAAGAUGCUCUUCGUAGUUUAAA
Ricinus communis (castor bean) is the source of this 1615-nucleotide messenger RNA. Its product is annotated as protein-tyrosine-phosphatase PTP1. NCBI's taxonomy places the organism in Eukaryota, Viridiplantae, Streptophyta, Magnoliopsida, Malpighiales, Euphorbiaceae. Bases 191 to 1189 code for a protein of 332 amino acids. Gene Ontology annotation, molecular function: protein tyrosine phosphatase activity. The transcript is spliced from 9 exons. The record is from RefSeq and is a predicted model, not a curated record. Gene Ontology annotation, biological process: protein dephosphorylation.